Molecule: messenger RNA, 1365 nt
Organism: Rodentolepis nana
Lineage: Eukaryota; Metazoa; Platyhelminthes; Cestoda; Cyclophyllidea; Hymenolepididae
Source: the annotation of a GenBank genome assembly
AUGUGGAAAAGUCACAUUGCUAAAAUAGCAGAACGAGUCUCCAAUAGACUGAAUGUACUGAAGCGUCUUGCUGGUAGCGUAUGGGGCUGUGCACGCUCAACUCUCAACACAACUUACAAGAUGUUUAUUCAGCAAAUAAUGUUGUAUUGCUGUGAGCCACUCAUUACAGCCACAGAGGUGACUCUCAAACCCCUCGAGAAGGCACACAACCAAGCAUUACGACUAAUUACUGGAGGGAUAAAAUCAACACCCAUUGAUGCAAUGCUCCUAGUUACAGGAAGCACAACAAUAUGUUCCCUUAUCAAAGAAAAGGCCUUGAUCCUCACCUAUGAGAAUAGACCAAGACAUUUGAAAGCGCAAUCUGGUCUAAAACAGAAAGCCAUAGAACUGAAGAAAUCAUUACAAAUCGACGGCAGACCAAAAAGCCUCCCUCUACUCAUGAACCCAUUAGCAGACACUGAUGUAGUGUGUUGCACCCAACUGCUCGACUACUUCAGGAAAUCAAACAUCCCUCCAGAGCAAAUGCACUCACUGGCCUUUGAGACAAUCAAUGUCAACUAUCUUGCAGAUCAAUGGCUCCAAGUCUUCGAUGUUAACUAUCCUGCAGAUCAAUGGCUCCAAGUCUUCACGGAAAGCCAAGGAAACGUUGGUGCAGGUGUCUAUUCUGAACUCUUCUCAUCAAUGGCCCCUAGUGUCUACUCUGAACUCUUCUCUUUCUACGCAGCAGCAACACACAAUAGAUCCGCUAUUGAAGGAGAAAUAGAGGCCAUGAGGAUAGAAAUGUGCCAAUUAUGUUGCCUGGAUACGAAAUUCACAAAAGCGGUGACAAUUAUGUUGCCUGGAUACGAAAUUCACCAAAGCAGUGAUACUUCCGGACUCACAGUCAGCAAUAGACUCUAUUGGAAACAGAGAGUACCCAAAACAGCUGAGAUAUACGAAAGUGAAAAACUCUAUGAGCUGCUGAGAGAGAAAAACAAAACAGUGGUUCCACAAUGGAUUCCUGGUCACUGUGGCAUUAAAUGCAAUGCACAAUGGAUUCCUGGUCACUGUGGCAUUAAAGGCAAUGAGCUUGCUGAUACACAUGCUAAGAAGUGGACAAGGAUUUUGCAAUGCAUGGACAGGCCGCUGUCUUUCCACACAAUGAAGGCCUUAAUCAGGAGAGAAUUAAGGACCUCAAUGUUCAACGAACUCAAAGCUCGAACAAAGGAGAAACAGCGGACAGUGGCACUCUCCGACAUACCCGACUGGCCAAGAAUCGAAGCCGUUGCUGAGUUUAGACUACGUACCGGACACAAUUGCCUGGCAAAACACCUUCACAGAUUGGGAUUAUACACUCAACCCACAUGCCCUCUAUGUAACCUAUAG